UGUGUGCUACAGUUUGUAUGUGUAAAGUUAAAGUUAAGUUAAAGUACCAAUGAUUGUCACACACACACUAGGUGUAAUGAAAUUUGGCCUCUGCAUUUGACCCAUCCCCUUGUUCACUCCCUGGGAGGUGAGGGGAGCAGUGGGCAGCAGCGGCGGCGCGCCCGGGAAUCAUUUUUGGUGAUUUAACCCCCAAUUCCAACUCUUGAUGCUGAGUGCCAAGCAGGGAAGAAUGCUGGUAUGAGCUUUUAAACAUAACCCGUUAACUGCUGCCAAUCAAACGGUGAAUAAGAUACUCUUUAGGGUUCAUAUGUUUGUAAAUCUGACUGUGAUGAAGUCAGUGCCUCACCAGCCAUGAACCUCACCGCACGUCACUGAUAGCGAGUGCCCGUCUCGAAAGACACUUGGAAAAGUUUGACGGGACUAUCUACACCGAUGGUUCAGCCACCGACGGGACAAAGAAUGGAAGCAGUGCAAUUGUCACCACAGGUUACCCGGAGUCCCCCAGCAUCACAGAGACAAUCGUGGUGCCAGAGAGCCGAUGGUGUUCCAACAACCAAGAAGAAAUGAGGGCUAUGGUGACAUCCCUGUGGUUUCUGACCGAUAUGGAGGAAGGAAAGAGAGUCCAAAUUGUAUCUGAUAGCCAAUCAGUCCUCCAGAGGCUGAAGUCACUCCACCCGUCCAGUCCCCUCAACAACGAUGACGAAGCAGAGGCGCUGGAACUCCUUCAUGCAUCGUACUGGCGGAACCACAAACCCACCUUCAUGUGGUGCCCUUGCCACUCUAGAGUGGUCGGCAACGAGGCCGCUAAGCUCGGGGCAACCUGCGACCCUUCAGCAAGGCAAGAGUGAGGUUGAUGUACAGUAUGGAGAACAGACGUAAAGAGAAUGACCUGACAAGAAGUGAGCGAGUUACAGAGUCGCAUGCGUAGUGGCCAUCCCUCCAACCUGAAAUACUGGCUCGAGAAGAUCGGCAGAGUGGUGCACACCACCUGCAGAAAGAGCAGCUUAAGCGAAUAAACCACGAAACCCGUGCUCCUUGAAUUCCCCUGCAUCCACCAUAGACCAAAGACUCACACUUUUGCAGCAGAUUCUUAAAAACACUAGAGGGCUAUUAAAAAGAUGAUCUUUGACUAGCUUUUUUGCAGAAGUUCCUGAAAAACAGCAGAGCUCGCAUGUCACUGACAGAAAAGUAGGCCAAAAUCAAAUUGGUCUAAAAUUGGCCAAACACUGGACUUUCUGAAAACGUGGCCCCUAAAACAAUUUAGUUUAAUUUCCCUGAUUUAGGAGGCUUUAUCGGCAGAGUAGAUUAAUCUCAUUGUUCGCUUUGUUAGCCACCUUGUACUAACAGUUUUUGUUUCACAUAGGAAUUGUGGAUGAUGGGCAAAAUUUUUUAAAAAGUGCAGUUUUCCUUUUAAGAACUGCACAAUCACAGGAAAUGCUCGGCUUGUGCAGCCUCAGGUUUAUGAUCCAUAGUGCGUAAAUUAUAUAUUGGAAUCGUAUAGAAAUUACAUUUUCAAUCCAGUUCAAUGGACAACUAGUAAUAGUCAUCGAUAUCAUUAUUCGCAUAAAGCCUCUACUGACCGCACAUCACUUGUAUAGUGUACCUUGUUAGCAUAUCCUUUAAUCCCCCAGUGCAGUCGUAAGCAGUGCUUAGUUUUGAUUGGUUGUUGGUUACAAUUACGUCAGUGAUGUUGCUGCCACAUAGAUGGUGAAAGACACAAGAAGACACUAAACCAUCAUAGUUUCAUGAAGUUGGCUGACAUCAUUGACAUGUGCUGCGGUCAUGAACGUGUCGUUUGAAGUAAACCAGGUACCGAUGCUCCAGGAACACAUGAAAGUGCUGAUGUCCAUGCUGCCAUGUCUUCUUUUCAUCUGCAUCAACGGGGUCAUGCUGGUGACCCUGCUGAGAAAGCCUCACCUGCUGGAGUCUUCUCGCUACAUCCUCUUCGGCCACUUGCUCCUCACCGAGUCCCUCCAGCUGCUGCUGGCCAUGCUGCUGUACAUCUUUGCCAUCACCACCGCCACCAUGAUCAAUCACCUCUGCAUGCUGGUGGUGCAACUGGCAGCCGUCACUGUGAAAAUGUCCCCGCUUAACCUGGCCGUGAUGUCACUGGAGCGCUACGUGGCCGUUUGUUUACCGCUCAGGCACGCCAACAUUGUCACCAUCAGGACAACGCGCAUCGCCAUCGUUGUCAUGUGGUCCAUGGCCUCCUUGGACUCCUUCGUCCAGCUGUUGCUCUUCGUCAGGCUGGAGAACAGCAGCUUCAUCGUGUCCCCACACUGCGGGAGACAUAAUGUGUGGCGACUAAAGAUUUACGCCACCAUAGACGCCAUCUUUAUCAUAAUUAAUUUUGUGAUAGUGAGCAUCGUUAUCUUCUAUACAUACAUUGCUAUCAUUUUUACUGUCAGGUCAGCUUCCACAAAUGUUCGGAACGCCAGCAAGGCUCGGAAUACGGUGAUGCUUCAUAUGUUUCAGCUGUGUUUGUGUCUCACCUCCACGCUCUUUAACAUGAUAAAAUCUGGCGGCCCGUUAAUCUUAAAGCCCGGUCUUCAUUUCCAGUACGCUUUCUUUUUAGGUCUCAUUGUUUUCCCCAAAUGUCUAAGCCCGCUCAUAUAUGGCCUGAGAGAUAACACCUUCAGACACGCCUUCAGGGACUAUUUCACCUUUGGCUGCAAAAGGAGUGUUCUGUCUUUAUCUUGAUUUGAAGCAAUCUAUUAUUUGUUUGCAUAGAAGAAGUAUGCUGAUUCACACAUUUCUCCCGAAAGUAAGAGAAAAAAACAGCCCAUUGCUGAU
Molecule: messenger RNA, 2793 nt
Organism: Nerophis lumbriciformis (worm pipefish)
Lineage: Eukaryota; Metazoa; Chordata; Actinopteri; Syngnathiformes; Syngnathidae
Product: odorant receptor 131-2-like
Biological process (GO): detection of chemical stimulus involved in sensory perception of smell; G protein-coupled receptor signaling pathway
Cellular component (GO): membrane
Molecular function (GO): odorant binding; G protein-coupled receptor activity; olfactory receptor activity
Source: RefSeq, a predicted model, not a curated record